Molecule: messenger RNA, 558 nt
Organism: Rhagoletis zephyria (snowberry fruit fly)
Lineage: Eukaryota; Metazoa; Arthropoda; Insecta; Diptera; Tephritidae
Product: collagen alpha chain CG42342-like
Cellular component (GO): extracellular matrix
Source: RefSeq, a predicted model, not a curated record
GGUGGCGCUAAGGAUGAAGACUACGAUGAUCCACCAGUACAACUGUUGCGCGGUCCACCCGGUCCGCCCGGCAUGCCCGGUAAGGAUGGUCGCGACGGACGUGACGGUGCUAAAGGCGAUGCGGGCGAACCCGGAGAGCCAGGUUCGUUGGGUCCACGUGGUUUGGAUGGGCUACCUGGUGAGCCAGGCAUUGAGGGGCCACCUGGCCUACCUGGUUACCAAGGUCCCCCUGGUGAGAAAGGUGAUCGAGGCGAUAUUGGACCACCCGGUCUAAUGGGUCCACCUGGACUGCCGGGUCCACCUGGUUAUCCGGGUGUGAAGGGUGACAAAGGCGAUCGCGGUGAUUCAUAUAGAAAAAUGCGUCGGCGACAAGAUGAUGGAAUGUCAGAUCAGCCCCAUAUGCCCACCAUUGAAUAUCUUUAUGGUCCACCAGGACCACCCGGUCCAAUGGGUCCUCCUGGUCAACCAGGCAAGCAUGGAGAGCGCGGCAUGGAUGGUCGCAAAGGUGAUACGGGAGAGAAAGGCCAAAAAGGUGACCAGGGACCAAUGGGUUUACCG